UGUCUUCUGCCGCAGAACCUGAGACCAUGGCCAACCCCGCGCAGGGCGCCAGGUACCGCGGCUCCGUCAGAGACUUCCCUGACUUCGACGCCGGCCAGGACGCCGAGGCGCUGUACUCCGCCAUGAAGGGCUUCGGCAGCGACAAGGAGGCCAUCCUGGAGCUGAUCACCUCCCGGAGCAACCGGCAGCGGCAGGACAUCUGCCAGAGCUACAAGUCCCUCUACGGCAAGGACCUCAUCGCCGACCUCAAGUACGAGCUGACCGGCAAGUUUGAGCGGCUGAUCGUGGGUCUGAUGCGGCCGCUGGCCUACUGGGACGCCAAGGAGAUCAAGGACGCCAUCGCGGGCGCAGGCACCGACGAGAAGUGCCUCAUCGAGAUCCUGGCCUCCCGGACCAACGAGCAGAUGCACCAGCUGGUGGCCGCCUACAAGGACGCCUACGAGCGGGACCUGGAGGCUGACAUCAUUGGCGACACCUCCGGGCACUUCCAGAAGAUGCUGGUGGUCCUGCUGCAGGUGGGCCCGGGCCCGGCGCCGCCCGCUGAGUGCCCCUGCUUCUUGCAGUUGAAGGGCACCGUGCGUGCUGCCGAGGACUUCAGCCCCGACGCAGACGCCAAGGCCCUGCGGAAAGCCAUGAAGGGCCUAGGUGAGGCCGGGGCGCAGCCUCGGGCAGGGGCUCCCCUGGCUCAGGGAGUUGGGCGGGGCCGUGGGCCUAGGGGUGCGGCCUGGCAGACGGGGCCACCGGUCCAGACCCCUCAGCGUGCCGAGCGGAGAGGCCCUGGCGGCCGGGCGUGUCCUGCCGGCUCGGCCACCGGCCGCUGGGUGCCCUCAACCGGCCGCGUCUCGGCCUGUCUCUGUCACCCCCAGGCAGGGAGAGCCGCUCUGCCGGGGACUCCCCUCGGGCCGGGGGAACACACUCGUGGCCCCCAGCCGUGGAGUCCGCCCCAGGAGCCCGGGUGCUGCCCAGGGCCUGGCCCCACCAGCCACGUGGAGCGACGUUCCUGUGGGCGGGGCGGGGCGGGACAGGCGGAGGCCGCAUGGCAGGGCCUUCCCGGCCUGGUGGCGGCGCCUUCCUGUGCGUGCGCACCUGCAGCCCCCCGUGACCUCCAGGGCGCCGGCACAGACGAACAGACUCUCAUCGAAAUCCUGGCCACUCGCAGCAACGCCGAGAUCCAGGCCAUCAACGAGGCCUACAAGGAGGGUGAGUGGGGCCGGGGCCAGGGGACGCCGGGUGCCCGCGGCCAGGCGCUGAGUCACAGCAGGACAGGGCUGGGCGCCGGCGGGUGCCCCACCGACCCCCGCCUCCCCGCAGUGCAGAGCGUCAGGAACAAGCCGCUGUUCUUUGCCGACAAGCUGUACCAGGCCAUGAAGGGCGCCGGCACGGACGAGAAGACGCUGACCAGGGUCAUGGUGUCGCGCAGCGAGGUUGACCUGCUCAACAUCCGCCGGGAGUUCGUGGAGAAAUACGACAAGUCCCUGCACCAGGCCAUCGAGGGCGACACCUCCGGAGACUUCCUGAAGGCCUUGCUGGCCAUCUGUGGCGGCGAGGACUAGCCUGCCCAGCGGCCGCUCUGCCCAGCCCCGGUCAGCAGCUCCGUCCGGCGGUGACCAGCCAGGAGCCCCUGUGACUGACGGGGCUCGUCCUCAGCAAGGCUGCAGGGAAGGCGCCGCCCUGCGGUCACCGGCCCGCGUCCAGUAGCUGGACACCACGCGGCGUCCGGCCACCCGCUCCCGCCCCUCCUGGCUUCCGCCCCUGCUCGGGCUCUGUCAUAUCCAAGACCACACUGAGCCUCUGAA
Molecule: messenger RNA, 1796 nt
Organism: Condylura cristata (star-nosed mole)
Lineage: Eukaryota; Metazoa; Chordata; Mammalia; Eulipotyphla; Talpidae
Product: annexin A6-like
Exons: 11
Coding region: 27-1553 (508 amino acids)
Cellular component (GO): cytoplasm
Molecular function (GO): calcium-dependent phospholipid binding; calcium ion binding
Source: RefSeq, a predicted model, not a curated record